AUGAUUGCGAGGUUCAAGGAAGUUCAGCAGCAAGUCAACGACAUCAUUGACUUGAAUCCGAAGUUACAUAAAAGUAAUGGUGCAGUAAAGACAUAUAUGGUUGAGGAUGAAGUAGUUUUGGAGGAGUUCACUAACUUGGUUCGGCAUUUUGUGGACUUUAGUGAGGAUGAUGCAGUUGCAAAGUGCUCUUGUGGUUUAUUUGAGAUGAGGGGGAUAUUGUGUCGGCACAUUUUGGCUGUAUUCAGGUGUAACGAUAUUAAAUAUUUGUCGGAAAUAUACAUUUUAGAUCGAUGGAGGAAGGAUAUUAAAAGGCGAUAUACAUUAAUCCACAGUAGCUAUGAUGAAGGGGACCAACAACCAGAUGCUAAUAGAUAUUCAAGUCUUUUAAGUAUUUGUUAUCAAGUGAUUACUCAUGCAGCUGGUUCGAGAAAGCAUACUGAGGAUGCAAGAAGUAAGUUAUAUGCCAUGAUUGAGCUGUAUCGUGCCAAUGAAGAACUCCCAUCUUUCACUCAAAUUGGUUCUAAUGUUGAUCCUUCGGCAAAUGACACUACGGUCGGGUGUUCUGGGGAAGUACACAGUCCACGUGUUGUGUGA
Messenger RNA from Carya illinoinensis, 594 nucleotides. Its product is annotated as protein FAR1-RELATED SEQUENCE 9-like. NCBI's taxonomy places the organism in Eukaryota, Viridiplantae, Streptophyta, Magnoliopsida, Fagales, Juglandaceae. The coding region runs from base 1 to 594 and encodes 197 amino acids. The record is from RefSeq and is a predicted model, not a curated record. The transcript has a single exon. Gene Ontology annotation, molecular function: zinc ion binding.